AUGACUGAUCUUGAAAAAAUUUACCAGAUUCCAAAAGAUCUUGUACGAAAAGUCGAAACUGGAGAAACUUUAUCUGACGAUCGCGAAAUUCUGUUUUUUGAAGACUCAAAUGUGAAUUAUAAAAUUGAUUUCCCAUGCCAGAUGAACUGGGGGCUCGGUGCUCUCUUGGAUGUAUAUAUAACAUCAAAGUCUUUUAUUCUAUUUGAUCCUGAGGAGAACUUUGGCUGGAGGAUCCCGUACAAGCUAAUAACCUUGCAUGCAAAACAAAGUAAUCCGAAACCCUUUGUCUACUUACAGUUGGAGGGAGAACUUAAGUCUUUAAGUUCAUGUAAAACGACACCUGAAGAACAGAAGUCUCUUAUUAAAGGAAGCAUUCAAAAGAAUGGCGACAAAGAAGUUAUAGUUGACGCACAUGGCUCUUUACUCCAUGCAAAUGCUUCAUCGGUUUCCGAAAAUGAUUUCAAGUCAAUGUCGAUAACUCAUGCGGCACCCGUGUCAGCUUUGUUGCAGGAUCAGUCUGGAAAUGUGUAUCGAUCUAAAAAUAUAAAUGAGCUUUCAAAUUGUUAUUCAUGUUUGUUCGGCCAAGAGCCUCCAUUCAAGAUCAACGCUGCCGAAAAAUCAUCUGAAUUAAACAGUGCCUCAGAAAGCGAAGAAGAUGCUACAGAAUCCUCCGUUUUUGAGAUAACUUUGUUUGUAUCAGAUUUCGAUGCCUGUUAUCAGGCUUUAUGUUCUUGUCAAUCUUUACAUCCUGAUCCUCUCUCUGAUGAAGAAGAACAGGAUGCCUUUUCGUUACUCUCUGAUCCAAAUCAUCAGUGGAUUACAGAAGAUAAUUUGGAUGAUAGUGCUACUGCUUUAGAAAUUGAUACUGAAUCAGAAUACCCAAAAUGGCGGCGUACAGACUGA
Schizosaccharomyces osmophilus is the source of this 903-nucleotide messenger RNA. It is a transcript of the gene saf5, whose product is annotated as splicing factor Saf5. Gene Ontology annotation, biological process: mRNA cis splicing, via spliceosome. The coding region runs from base 1 to 903 and encodes 300 amino acids. Lineage: Eukaryota; Fungi; Ascomycota; Schizosaccharomycetes; Schizosaccharomycetales; Schizosaccharomycetaceae. Gene Ontology annotation, cellular component: cytosol; spliceosomal complex. The transcript has a single exon. The record is from RefSeq and is a predicted model, not a curated record.